Messenger RNA from Prunus dulcis (almond), 1195 nucleotides. RefSeq lists its product as uncharacterized. The coding region runs from base 190 to 1056 and encodes 288 amino acids. The transcript has a single exon. NCBI's taxonomy places the organism in Eukaryota, Viridiplantae, Streptophyta, Magnoliopsida, Rosales, Rosaceae. The record is from RefSeq and is a predicted model, not a curated record.
CCUUCUCUUUCUGAAAAUUUGAGCCCAAAACCAAAACCAGAAAAACAAAAACAAAAAAACCGUUUCUGAAUUUCACAGCUCUCCUCACAACGUCGACGAGGGAACGAAAACAAAAAAACGCAGGAAAAUCAGAAACACAUACAGAAGCAGAGAGAAACGCAACAAAUUCACAGCUGCAUCACAAUUCACAUGGCAUCACUAGCAACCCAUUUCUCAGCGUUCGUGUUGCUCUUUCCCGUAGGCCUACGUCGCCUACUCUGCUCCUCCUCUCUCUACCUCAAGAACCCAUCUCUCUACCGAUCCAAAAUCUGGUAUUUCUCAGAACCCAAAUGGAAAAACUUUGAUUUGUACACUCUCACCAUAGCCCUCCCCAUUGCUUCCUUCUCCGAAAUUUUUAUCUUUUUGGCCUUUUCGGGCCACCCCACGUAUCGUUUCGCGUUUUUCCAGCAAUCAGCAGCCAUUUUCAUGUUCUGGGCACUCGUCAUUUUGAUCAUCUGCCGUGAAAACAUUGACACUUUGCAUAUCGAUGAAGGGUUCGUCUUCGUUAUCGCAGCCAUUUCGUUCCUGGUCGAGUAUUCGGUGAUCGGCAAGGGAAUUUCGGGUCUUGGUGGAGCUAUGUAUGAUAUAUUAGGUACAUUGACCCUUGUUUGUGCUGUUUGUUCCUUGUAUUUAUCAAUUAGGCCCUGUUCGUUUUGCGCCGAGUUUUUCUUGUCCUCUGGAUUGGUCUUAAAGGGCACUUGGAUUUUGCAACUUGGAUUGUCCUUGUACACUGAUGCAUUUGGAUUAAAAGGGUGCAAGAAAAUGUCAGUUUGGCCAAACCAGGAGAAUGCUGAGUGGAAAUGUGAUCUUGAGGAGGAUGGUUUGAGGGGUGUUUCUUUGAUGACGCUGCUGUUCAUUGGGCAUGCAAUUGCAGUCUUGCUAUUGAGUUUGAUGUUGUUUGCUUUGGUGGCAAGUAACUGGAAUUUGAGGUGUGGUGAGGCCAGUGGCCCGUUGCUAGCGCAGCUUGAUUCGGGGCAUGUGUUGAUGCCUUCUAGCCUCGACCUCGAUAUGGAAUGAAAUGUAUGUUCUGUUUUUGUUUACUGUCAAUUUUGGUAGAAACUUUCAGAGAUAAUGGAGAUUUUACUCAUUUGUUCAUUCUUCAGGUCGCUAGUGUUUACUUUUUUAUUUUUUUUUUAUUUUUUAUAAAAUUUAUGGC